UCUCCUCCUGUUUGUUUCUUGGUCGUCGAGGCAGUUAGAGGUUUGAGGACGUUGCGGAGGUCGUGGCGGGGUCAAAGGUCGCAGAGGUUCAAACAGGGCUGUGUUUCAUCUAUUUGACCUGCUUUAAUCUGGUUUGACGUGAGGUCAUGUCCCGCCUCGUCCUCCUCGUGUCCCUCAUCAUCGCUCUGUGGUCGGCGGCGGUGAUCAGUCGGUCAGUUCCUUCAGUGUUCUCCGACCCUCCGGAGGCUCACAUGCUGCUCCGCUCCCGUCGGGCCAACACCUUCCUGGAGGAGCUGAGUCAUCCCUCGAUGGAGCGUGAAUGUGUGGAGGAAAGAUGUGACUUUGAAGAAGCCCGAGAGAUUUUCAAAACCAGGGAAGCGACACUGGAGUUCUGGACGGUGUACACAGAUGGGAACCAGUGUCACUCCAACCUGUGCGUUCAUGGAGCCUGCGUGGAUCAGUACCAAGACUACGCCUGCCGCUGUAACCAUGGAUACGAGGGCAAAUACUGCGACCAGCCUCAAACAGCCACCAACUGCUCGCUGGAUAACGGCGGUUGCGACCACGAGUGUUCGGAGAGCGAGGACGGACAGACGAGGAGCUGCAGCUGCGUGAGCGGAUACAAACUGCACGCCAACUCCAGGAAAUGUGUACCCCAAGGUCCAUCGUCCUGCGGUCAGCUCCUGAUCAGCAGGUCGUCCUACUCCAAACCGUUGGACGGCCUAAUGCCCUGGAUGGUGGGAGGGGAGGUGGGAAAGAAGGGGGAGAGUCCCUGGCAGGUGCUGCUACUGGACGCCAGAUGGCAAUUUUGCUGCGGAGGCGUCCUGAUCGAUAAGAGCUGGGUUCUGACCGCCGCUCACUGCCUCGAGAGAAGCCUCAAAUUCAGAGUACGACUGGGUGACUAUGAACGUCGCCGGGACGAGGGCAGCGAGGUGACCCUGAAUGUCAUCAAGACCUUCAAACACCCGAACUACAACAGCCUGACGGUGGACAACGACAUCGCUCUGCUCCGCCUGGAGACGCCCGCCCCCUUAUCCCAGUUCAUCCUCCCCGUCUGCCUGCCGGGGCGCCAGAUGGCGGAGCGGGUGCUCAACCAGAACGGCACCCUCACCGUGGUGACCGGCUGGGGCAAGGAAGACCCGGAGAGCACCACCUACAGCUCGGCGCUCAACAUCAUCAAGGUCCCGCUGGUGGACCACGCCGUCUGCUCCCGCCAUAUGUCCGUCAACAUCUCCAACAACGUCCUGUGCGCCGGCAUCCUCGGGCAGCGGAUGGACGCCUGCGAGGGGGACAGCGGCGGGCCGAUGGUGACCCUGUACCGAGACACCUGGUUCCUGCUGGGCCUGGUGUCCUGGGGCGAGGGCUGCGGCAGGGAGGACAAGCUGGGCAUCUACACCAAGGUGUCCAACUACAACCAGUGGAUCAACAGAGUGCGGGAGGACUGGGACAAAGAAUAUUAUCCAGAACCGCCAAGGGUCUGAACCACGACCGUUGGCCCAGUCUGGUCUGUUAAACCCCACGUUACGGCCUCAGUGAAGCAGCGAUGUGACACACUUUAUAAAUAAACGGAUUCUGUCUCAA
Molecule: messenger RNA, 1581 nt
Organism: Anoplopoma fimbria (sablefish)
Lineage: Eukaryota; Metazoa; Chordata; Actinopteri; Perciformes; Anoplopomatidae
Gene: proca
Product: protein C (inactivator of coagulation factors Va and VIIIa), a
Exons: 10
Coding region: 147-1481 (444 amino acids)
Biological process (GO): blood coagulation; proteolysis
Cellular component (GO): extracellular region
Molecular function (GO): calcium ion binding; serine-type endopeptidase activity
Source: RefSeq, a predicted model, not a curated record